AUGCUUCUUGCAAAGUCAUUUAGUGUCAAGCCAGGGUUUUCUGAUGAAGGGGAAAUCCUUGCCGAACAGAAGUCGGAAUGUGACGUGCUAGUAGUUUUUGUCUCAAAGUGCUCUUGGAAGGAAGGCGUUAUGUGUCGUGCUUUCGAUCAUUUUCUACAUCCAGAAUGUUUCCGAUGUGCCACUUGCGGAACUUCUUUGAAAAACCAAGGUCACCAUUUCGUGAAUGGAAAGUUUUAUUGUGGUGUUCACGGACGUCAGUUCGAUUCUCGGAAUACACUGACGGCCCCAUCACUUCAUCCGGACCUUGCUGUACGCAGCUCUCCGACGGCAGCAAGCCCUAGACGGAACCAGGAAAACGUUCGUGCAUUUUAUCAACCAGAUAUCAUGGCUAGAAGGCCACUUUCGAUAAGCCCAACACCAUGGAAGACACAGAGCCCUAUAAGCCCAAGCAACAGAGGUGUACCUCAUUCUGCUGUGCAGUAUGGAACAGACUUAAAAACUGAAAGCUAUUCUGCCCAACCACCGCUGACGACAUCUAUUGUCAGCUGUUCAAUAGAUUGUCAAGAAAUACGAGCCUUUGAUCUGACCAAGCACGCUCCGCUACCGGAACAAAUUCAUUCUGCAACGUCUCCACGAAGACGACCCUCAACACGCAAAUGGCCUCCAGAAUCUCCAGCAGUGAGGAAAUUUUGGAGAUAUGAAAACAAAACACUUCCACCUGCAAAUGAAAAGGUAGUUUCACUAACAAGCUACAUUAGAGAAUUGGAUGAGAAGCGAAAAAAGCCUCCUAGUCCAAAACGACAUCUCCUGCGUGAAAGUGCAAGAGCUGUAUCUCAGAUAAAACAGCCUAAUGCUUAUUAUUACAAUGAAAGUCAAAAAGAAAAAAUAAAUGGUAUUCUGAGUCACGAUGCUUCUCCGGACUGUAGGGUGAUCCAACAAAUUGAAAAAUUGGAAGAGCACCAAGAACUCUCUGAAAGUACAGCGAGUGUUAGUCGUGAGCCAGAAUGGGUUGAACAACAUGGCGAUGAUACAGUUUCAGCCUCUGAGCGAACAGUACAGGAAGACGGUGAAGUAGAGCCGAAUACAACAAAUGAGUCUACUUGUAAUAUUGCUCACUUCCAAGAUUCAAAACAAACCCUUUUAACAUUUGCUCCCCCUCUUACAAUAAAUACCUCAGAGAACCUGCAACCCUGGACCAACUCAGCAGAAAUUUUGGAAGAAGGCGAUCUAGCAACUGAGGAAAAUUUCGCUCAAAAUAAUGGUGAGGAUGAAAGUGUUUCAUUGCCGCCGUUUGAUAAAGACACGACAGAAUUUCUGGAGAAGGGUGCGCGCUACUUCUGUGAUUACGAAGAGUCUGGCACUACAGCGGGAGGGUUAGAACGGGAUACAGAAGAUAACCACAAUGACCAGAAGGCCGGAAAGGUACCAAAUUCAGGCUACGAAGAGGAACAGCAAGAUGCAGAGGGAACUUUUCAUGAAAAUGGAGCUUGUUAUGACUCAGUAAGCAAACAGCAAGAGAAUAAAAGUACGUUAGACGAGGAUAAAGAACUGUGGAUGAAGGAAGAAGUCGAGGAGGCGAAAAGAGAAAGUGAACGAGAUGCAAAAAUGGAGGUGGAACAUCUUGAAGAACUGCGCCGUUACGACGUUAGUGAAAAGAUCACUGAAAGUGUAAGAAAGCCAGAUGUUCCUCGAAGAAGUAUUCAUAGUUCGAGACCCGCUAUGAAAAAACAGUCUAGUUUUGAAGCAGAGCAAAAAAGGUUGGAUGAUAUUCGGAGAGUCGAAGAAUAUCGGAAUUUGAAUAUCUCUCGACUAACUGAACACAGUCUUCCACAGAGUAUCGUCUGGCAUGAAACUUUCGAAGAUAGGCCGAAAAUUUUCCAAAAUGACGGAGAUUUUAUGAAAGAAACUGUUGUUAGAAAUGGAGCAAUGUCAAAAGUCGGUGAAAAAACUGAAACGACUAGAGAUUUAAGAAAAGAAAACGAUUUAAGAGAGUUUGAGAAACUUAAAGACUUGGAAAAGAUGAGGCUUCAAGAUGAAAACGAUAAAAGAUUGGCUAUUGAAAGCAUUGAACGACAUCAAAGGCAACUUCGAGAACAGCAGGUCCAGUUGUCGCAGCUGCUGGACAAUGCGAUCGUUUUUUUGAAAAACCUUGAUACUGAGGGUCUUAAGCGGUCUCCGGAGCCCUGUACCAGGGAAAAGGUUGAGGAAGUGGAACAGUAUGAUAACGUAAACUCUGAUAGUGAGGAGCAGGAGCAUGGGAUCGAAACGACUGGCAUAAGUUCUAAAACUGAAUCUAAAGUAUCGGAAAACGAAGACCGUGGGACUGGUACUUUUGCGGAUUUUGAUACUCCGUCGGCAAGAAUUAUGAGGGCUAUCCGGGAGUUAGAUUGUAUGUUCUUUGUUGCAUGUCUGCAGUCCUGUCCUAAUUAUUAUUGCCUCUUUACCAACUGUCCAGAAACGUUUCCAAUAACCAGUUAUGAAAUAGCUAACCCAACACGUUUCACAAUAAAUUCCACUUGCAUCACCUUGCUGACUAAGAACCAAUUUGUAGAACGAAGAAGCCAGAUAACAACUUCAAGAGAAGUAAAGUCAGUCGGAGGCGAUGAUCGACUUCUAGGGACGUCAAUACCUAGUUCAGGCCAUGAAAUUGAGACACCAUCUGACAAGAUCGUUAACGCCUUGCAGAAUCUUGAAAUCCGUCAGACGAUAAACAAUAAUACAGUUUCGUCCCGAGUAACCGAACGCCAUAUUUCUCAGAGUGGUGACAACAUAAGAGGCAGAGGAACACUUCAAUCUCAGGGCAGUCGAAUACCAUACUGUGAGCAGUGCAGAGCACAGAUCAGGGGAGCGUAUGUUCUUGCUAAUGGAUUAGCCUAUUGUCCUGACCAUUUCGUUUGUGCAAAUAAAGCCUGUAAUCGGAAACUCCUAGAAAUUGGCUUUGUAGAAGAGAAAGGACAAAAAUAUUGCGAGCAAUGCUUCGAAACAUUAAUUGCACCACAUUGUGCAAAAUGUAAUCGACCAAUUAUAGCUGACUGCUUGAAUGCGCUUCAAAAGCAGUGGCAUCCAGAAUGUUUUGUCUGCACUCACUGUCAAAGACCGUUUGGUAACUCGGCUUUCUUCCUUGAACAAGGACAGCCGUAUUGUGAGAAUGAUUGGAACGCUUUGUUCACCACCCGGUGCUUCGCAUGCAACUACCCGAUAGAAGCUGGCGAUCGAUGGGUUGAAGCACUAGGAUCUGCGUUCCAUUCCAACUGCUUCAACUGCACAGCGUGCAACGUAAAUUUGGAGGGUGAAAGCUUCUAUGCAAAGAACGGUGCCCCGUAUUGCAAACUACAUGCUUAA
Molecule: messenger RNA, 3342 nt
Organism: Enterobius vermicularis (human pinworm)
Lineage: Eukaryota; Metazoa; Nematoda; Chromadorea; Rhabditida; Oxyuridae
Source: the annotation of a GenBank genome assembly